Molecule: messenger RNA, 1983 nt
Organism: Juglans microcarpa x Juglans regia
Lineage: Eukaryota; Viridiplantae; Streptophyta; Magnoliopsida; Fagales; Juglandaceae
Product: ultraviolet-B receptor UVR8
Exons: 6
Coding region: 73-1749 (558 amino acids)
Source: RefSeq, a predicted model, not a curated record
ACCGCCGAGUCGAGUCCCGUGGUAACUGAGAUUCAGCUUGCUACUGAAGACAGGACGAACUGUACACUAAUAAUGGACGAUUCCGUUAACUUGUCCCGUAAAGUCGUUGCAGUCGCUGCCGGUGAAGCUCACACUCUCGCUCUCACAGGGGAUGGCAGCGUGUACUCGUGGGGAAGGGGGAUGUUUGGGCGGCUCGGUACCGGUUCAGAAGCCGACGAGCCUAUCCCGGUCAGGGUCAAUUUUGAUUGUGCCGGAAGAUCGACAGAAGAGCGGCUCAGGUUUGUGGGCGUUGCUGCUGGCGCUUAUCACAGUCUUGCUCUUGCAGAUGAUGGAUCUGUUUGGUGCUGGGGUUAUAAUAUCUAUGGCCAACUUGGUGUCGACGGAGAUAAUGCUACAGUGCCAUGCUUGUUGCAGCAUUUCAUUGAGUUGGCCUCUCCUGAUACUCUGACAGAUGAAUCGGAAACAAAGAGUAGAGUGCCACUGAAGGUUUGUUCUGUCAAAGCUGGUGGAAUGAUGUCUCUUGCAAUUGAUAAUCUUGGGGCCCUCUGGAUGUGGGGCAAUUGCCCACAGCAAAGCAGCAGCAGUGAAGGUGGUUUCUUUCUUGUAAGCAGUUUCAUUCCAACUCCUGUCUGGGAUUUCCAUGGCCACAAUGUCAUCAAGGUGGCAUGUGGAAAUGAGCAUGUUGUGGCCUUGGUUAGUGCUGGAGAGACUUAUAAAGGUGAAGACAUAGUGUGCUACUCUUGGGGUAACAACAACCAUGGCCAGUUAGGUUUGGGGGAUAAAGAGAGCAGGCUAAAACCUGAAAUCAUUAAAACUUUUAAUGAAGACUCCCCUUGGGCAGUUUAUGAGGUGGCGUGCGGGGCAUUUCACACAGCUUUGCUCACUCACAAAAAGAAACCAAGUGACACACUAGAAAGUCUGUGCUGGACAUUUGGCAUUGGGGAUAAUGGGCAGCUUGGGCAUGAAACUACACAGUGUGAGCUUUUUCCUAAACCCGUGAAAGGGUUGCCGCAGAAUGUAUACCUGAUCUCUGUCGGCUGUGGCUUGUUUCAUACUAGUGUUGUUUCGUCAGCCGGAGACGUGUGGUCAUGGGGAAUGGAGAGGGGCCUUGGCUUAUGCCCAGAUGCCACUUUUUCUGGUACUGAUCGGGGGGAUGCUCUUUCUCCUCUAUUAAUUUCAUGUAAUGGGCUACAAAGGCCUAAAUUUCAGGAUCCAGUUCAGGUUGCUUGUGGUGCUGCGCAUACUGUUCUCGUUGCACAUGAUGGAUAUAAGCUCUGGUCUUGGGGUCGGGGAAAGAGUGGGGUUCUUGGAAAUGGUAAUACAGCUCAUUGUUUUACUCCCACUAUGGUAUUAUGGCCACCCCUUACGGAAGAUUCCAAACAAGAGGAAUCAAAGACCUCUGAAGGAGUUACAGAAACAGAAAGAAGAUUGUCUUUGGCAAUGGAUGAGAUGAAGCUACUUCAAUCAAAACUUUUUGCAAUGGAACGGUAUGCUAGCGUACUUCAUGGCUCAAUUUUUGGAAAACCUUUUGAAGAAGAAGAUAUUCCAGCCUCAUUGAAGAACUUUGGUACUUUUGACAUUGCAAAGGAAUGGGAGAACAUGUUGGAGGCAGCAGAUCGGGCAAAGCUCAUCAGGCUGGAAAUGUCCUACCGAAAUAUGCUUGCAGGUGUUAAAGACAAGCUAAUGAAGAGAAGGAUCCAGGAGAUUGUAGAGGAGUGUCUUCAUUCUUCUUCAACGGGAUCGAAGUGAUAAGACUAGAAGAGAUGAGUUGCAUUUUAUUCUGAAAAAAAGAUCACGAUACAAAAUAGUUAGUCAAGUGUGCGUGCUAUAUCAUAUGUUUGGUUGGUGGUUACUGCAGCUGUUCAUUACACAAACUCACGGGACUUUGGUACUUCAUAAGCCUAAGAAAAUAUGUGUGAAGAUGAGGAAGGUGGAUUGGCUAGUCCACGUUUGAUUUAUAUGCUUCAGAAUAAAUGGCGUUUU